This is a messenger RNA of Elephantulus edwardii (Cape elephant shrew), 2280 nucleotides long. It is a transcript of the gene DZANK1, whose product is annotated as double zinc ribbon and ankyrin repeat domains 1. The transcript has 20 exons. The record is from RefSeq and is a predicted model, not a curated record. NCBI's taxonomy places the organism in Eukaryota, Metazoa, Chordata, Mammalia, Macroscelidea, Macroscelididae. Gene Ontology annotation, molecular function: protein binding. Gene Ontology annotation, biological process: eye photoreceptor cell development. The coding region runs from base 1 to 2280 and encodes 759 amino acids.
AUGACCGCUGGUUCAGUGUGUGUCCCACAGAUCAUACCACUGCAAGUGCCUAAGGCUGGAAAAGCCAAACAUGAAAUCGAUAGCAAUACACUUUUGGAAAUGAAAUCAGACACCCCAGAUGUUGACAUAUAUUAUACUCUGGAUGGCAGCAAACCUGAAUUUCUAAAGAAAUUUGGUUAUGGUGAAAAGAAUACAUUUAAGUAUACAAAACCUAUUACUCUGCCUGAUGGAAAAAUACAAGUUAAGGCUAUGGCGGUCUCUAAAGACUACAGGCAAAGUGGCAUUGUAACAAAGGUGUUUCAGGUGGACUAUGAACCACCAAAUACAGUCUCUUCUGAAGACAACAUUGAAAAAGUUCUUGAAGAUUCUUCAAAGCAGGAAUUGAAAAAUGGAUUUAUUGGAGCAAAACUAAGAAAAAAAGAUAAGAAGGCUGAAAAUAAACCUGAUUGGAAUGUUAACCUUAGCAAGUUUCCAGAGUUUCCACAGGAUAACUUAACUUAUCAUGAAGAAUCAGGUUCUAGACCAUCAACCCACCAGUCCCAGUUCUCUAGUUUUGCACAUGCAACUGGCCUGAAGAGUUUGACAAGCACAGAGAUCAUGAGAAUUCAAAGACAGACAGAUUUUCUCCAGUGUCCUUGCUGCCUGGCCCCCCGGCCAUCUGACCCCUUUGCUCACUUCUGUCAAGAAUGUGGCUCUCCUGUCCCACCUAUAUAUGGAUGUCGUCUCCCACCUCCAGAAAGAGCUCAGAUGGGCUUAUGUGUGGAAUGUGGAAGCCUGGUGCCCAUGAAUACUCCCAUCUGCGUGGUGUGUGAUGCUCCUCUCACUCUGCAGCUACAACCACAGGCCAGCCUCCAUUUGAAGGAGAAAGUAAUCUGCAGUGCCUGUGGCACAGGGAACCCUGUUAAUCUGAGAUUCUGUGUUACCUGUGAGAGGAGCCUGCCUUCCUCACAAAAGUCUGUGUACACUAGAGACCGACAUCCCCCUCCAUUCUCUCAGAAAAGAGAGACCAUUUCCUGCUCCAAAUGUGGUCGGCCGAAUCACUGGGAGUCUUGUUGCUGUGACUGGCCUGAAUCCAAGGUGGGCAUUUCUGCUUGCUGCUCUGUUUGUCCUAAAUGUGGGGCUACCUAUUACUCAUCUGCUCGAUUUUGUGGUUCCUGUGGUACUUGUGUGGACACCUUGACAAGACUAAACUUGGAAAACAGACUGACCUCGGUGUCUGGAGAACCUUGCCCUUUUCCGAAGUCCCUAACUUCCCCUCUGCUGAGAGCCAGUGCUGGGACUAAAGAUGCUGGCACACAGACUGUUGGCCUGUUCUACUCAUCCAGCAAGAUGCUAGAAAAGCAGGAAAUGGAGCUGGCUUCCCAAAAGCAAAGGCGGGAGAGCAUGAGGGACCACAAACCUCUCCUCACAGCUGUCAGCCCCGGAAGAGGAUACUGGAGAAAGCAGUUGGAUCAUAUCUGUGCUCACCUCAGCGCUUACACUCAGAACAAUCCUGAGUUCCGAACCUUAAUUGCAGAGCCCAGGAUGGGAAAGCUUAUCUCAGCUACUAUCCAUGAAGAUGGUUGUGAAGUUAGCAUCAGACUGAAUUACAUUAAAGUCUCAAACAAGAACCUUUACUUCAACCAGAUGGUGGAUUUCAGGGACCACUUUCUGAGCAGUGUCACUGAGGCCGGAAAUGGGCUGAUUGGCAGCUUGGGUGAGUGGAAUAAUUUUGGACUUCAGCUCUUUCUUAUUUCAGUGAGUGACUACAGUCAACCUACUGCAGAUACCAGAGAAAAGAUGAAGAAGCCAGAGAACUUCAAGAUCAAAAAGUUUCAAGAAAAGCUUACACCUGAAAACAGAGACCUGCUGAAGGAAAUCGGACCGACAGGGAGAGGAAGAGUCUCUGUGGUUGAACAACUGCUUGAUGAAGGAGCCGAUCCCAACUGCAGAGAUGGUGAAGACCGACCAGUUAUCGCAGUGGCUGCUGGGAACAAGCACCAUGCCAUAAUCCCAGUCCUGGUGCAGAGAGGAGCACACAUCGACCAGCAGUUUGGAGUGCUCAGAAAUACAGCCCUUCAUGAAGCAACGCUGCUUGGCCUGGAAGGAAGGAAGUGCGUUGCUGCGCUACUGGGAUGCAAUGCAAGCACUCAAAAGAUGAACACGAGAGGCCAGACAGCGUAUGACCUGGCUCUGGAGAUGGGGGAGGACCUCGUCACCUCACUCUUUGCUGCUAAGCUUGGCCAUGGCCUCCCGGAGAAGCUCAGCCGUCCCAGGAGCAUCAGCCUGGACAACUGCUAG